Nannizzia gypsea CBS 118893 is the source of this 4275-nucleotide messenger RNA. Its product is annotated as ankyrin repeat protein. The transcript has 4 exons. Gene Ontology annotation, molecular function: double-stranded DNA binding; transcription coregulator activity; protein binding. The coding region runs from base 1 to 4275 and encodes 1424 amino acids. Gene Ontology annotation, biological process: regulation of transcription by RNA polymerase II. Lineage: Eukaryota; Fungi; Ascomycota; Eurotiomycetes; Onygenales; Arthrodermataceae. Gene Ontology annotation, cellular component: nucleus. The record is from RefSeq and is a predicted model, not a curated record.
AUGGAGCCCAUCAUUAUGGACGGAGAUAUGGACAAUAUCAUGGACGACAGAGACACUCUAUGCUUCGACCCUUCAGUUCUCAAUGCCUCGACUCCCAGCCUGGGACGGGACUUUGAAGACAUGUUCUUCCGGCCGUCCAGUGCUCCCCAGCUUUCCGAUGCUAUGUCGUGCUUAUCCCCUUCCGAAAUGCCAAACAAAUCCCAGAAUGACGUUCCACCAGCGGGCUCAACCCCGUCAGACACUCGAUCAGACUCUCCAGAAGAUUCCAGUCAUAGCUCCUCGAUGGAUUCGCCUACAGGCCAUCUCCGGAAUGCCUCUCUGGCUUCAAAUCACUCUGGACUCUUCAGUCCCGACAGCACCACAACCGAACGAUAUAUUCCUGGCUGGCCGAACGCCGACCAGCUCUCUCUAGGCGACGAAGCGUCCUUUCUUGGACAGGACGGCGGAAGCCUCUUGACACGGGUUGACUCCAUCGAGCAUGAUGUAGAGUCAAGCAACAAGGCGAUGGCCUCUGCCUUUGAUUUUGAUAGUGCUGCGAGCAGUCCUAGCCCACUCAAGAUGGAGCUCAACACCGAAAAGAGUAAACCAACCAUGUUCAAACAAUCAUUCCGCACACCUUCUUCCACAACCUUUACCGGACCAUCCAGUGAUGCAGGCUCAUCGCAACAACAGCCGACUGUCGUAAACCCAUUUGUGUUCCAAAGUCCUGGUGACUCUACAUCACUCUACACCGGACAAGGACUCUGGGAUGGCCGAAGCUCACAAUCCGCUCUAGAAGAUGCUUUCGGGGGGAUCGGUAUGAACAGUGGCUCGCCUCUUUCGACGACAUUAUCUCCCACUUCUACGUUUAGGUCACCGCGCCAGACCUUCGAAACUCUGAAAUGUCCCUCCGGAGUGGUUUUCCCUUUGAACGACCGCAACUCUGCCGUUUUCCACCCCAAUAUCAGCAUGGAGAAUUAUAUUCGUCCCCGCCUCAUUGUUCAUCCCACUUCCCUGAAGUCUCGCGUCGAAACGCAAAUCCCGAUUAAGUUAACCCUCUACCCGAUGCCACCUGGGGUUAAGAAACUACGCCUCCCAAGCCACGCCAUCUCGAAACCAAAGUUCCUCGCCAAGCCUGAUAUCAAAUGUUCUCCGGAUAUCCUGGAACUCAGAGCUAGCGUACUGUGCACAAGUGCCAUUCAGGACAAGAAGAAGCGGGAGAGGGCCUUUGCUAGAGCCCGGGGCGAAGAUGUCAGUGCAAAGUCUCCAAAGGACUCCGAAGAAAGCCAGGGAGACGAAGACCUUCCACUAGGAGGAGGUGAAGUCAAAAUAUGCGCUGGCUGCAUCCAGCGAGAACGAAAACGUGCCUCUCGGAAGAAACAGCGGAAACCAGAAGAAGAUGAACUGUUCCAGAGAGACGAGGAUAAACGGGUUAUUGUGUUCAACACCACAGAGAUCAAGGACUGGACCGACCCUCCCAGAACCCCUAACUCAACGAAUUGUGACCCUUCUCUGCCCAUUGCGCCCCUUGGUGCAAUGCAAGUAGAGUUGCCAAUGCGAAUUGCAUGCUACUGCAGACAUCAGAAUGAGAAAGUGGGCUUCCAGGUUCUUUUUACUGUAUUUGACUACUUGGAUAACCCAAUAGCUCAAGCAAUCACCAAUUCCAUUAUGAUCACCGAUGACCAUAAGACACAUGCGCCCGCAAAUUAUGCUGCAGCUUCCAAUUCUGCAGUGACAGAUCCGCAGUUUCCUCCUGCAGCAAUGUUUCCUGGGAACCCGGCAAUUGAUCUGUCAAAGCCUUUCGUGCAUUCAGUGCCUUAUAAAAUGUCUCCUACCGCUAACGACCUGCAAGCACUCCGAAAUCGGCAAUACCCAUUAACUCCCGUUUCAUCGAAUCAGUCGCAGAAUAGUACAACUGCAACAGUUCCUAUCACUACCCCCCGGAACCUCUCUCGUCAAGCGUCUCCUUCGGACGGCACCGGCCCUCUUGCUAAGCGACGGAAGCAGAGCGGAUCUGGGAAAGUUCCUGCAGGACUAACGAUGUCGCGAAUCGAGACUCAGCGGUCGUCACCAAUCGCCAGCAACUCCCCCUUGCCCUCAAACUUCCCGACUGCCAAUGGAAGCACAGAUAAGGCUUAUGUCACACCUGCGAUGCUCAACCCGCAAUUUAUCAAUGGGCCGCCCACGCCAAACAAUAAUGAUGGAAUGUUCUUUAGCCCACUUGAGGCCGCUAACCCAAUGGACAGCCUGGGACAAGCGUCGCUGGUUUCCGCACCCAAUUCGACCCACCCAAGCCGUCCUGGUUCCCCUCGCACUCGGUCCCAGGAUCAAGUUCCCGCGCUCCCUGAUAUGGGAAUCCAAAAUCACUCCUGGAGUGUGCCAACGGGACUUCCUCCACCACAAGUACCCUCAAUGAUCCAUAAACUUGUCCCAGCUGAGGGCUCAACCACUGGCGGAAGUGAGGUGACUCUUUUAGGUAGUGGCUUCUACCCGGGCAUGGAAGUCGUCUUCGGUGAUACCUUAGCCACUACCACCACUUUCUGGGGUGAAAAAUGCUUGAACUGUCUUACUCCACCUUCAGUGAAGCCGGGAACAGUACCAGUUGUUUUCAAGCAUGAGCAUCCUCGAUUGGGUCAACAGCAGCCUGGACAGCCCAUAAUCCCGAAACCACAAAUCUUCUUCCGUUAUGUAGAUGAUCGUGAGCUGCAAAUGUAUAGGAUCGCGCUCGGAAUAUUAGGCCAGAAACUUAAUAACCCUGCUGAUGCCUAUCAAACUGCACAACAAAUUAUGGGCGGUAACGGGAAUAGUUUGUGGAGUCUUCAAAAUAAUUUCCAGGGUGAUGGCGGUUCUGGAGGCCAGCAGCGACAAGCACCAGGCAACAACCAGAGCGCGAACAUCACUGACACUGAUGCGAAAAUGCUCGUAUAUCUUGAGUUUAUGGACUUGGAUGCCAAUCCUGGCUCUACAAAAUAUAACACCCGCUCACCAUCUGGGCAGACUCUCCUCCACCUGGCUGCUUCACUAGGAUUGACUAGAUUCGUGGCAGGUUUGCUUGCUCGAGGGGCUAACCCUGAUGUUCAGGAUAAAAACCAUAACACUCCCUUGCAUUUGGCUGCUCUCAGUGGACAUACACAUAUUGUCCACCGUCUUCGACUUGCCGGUGCCAACGUUGCGGCACCUAACCUACGCGGCUUCACUCCUGCCGAUCUUGCGACCACUCUGGAAACACACCGUGCUGUGGUUGCCUCUACAAAUCACUACCGCUCAAGAAGCGUGGGAUCAACUUCUCCCUUGCGCCGCCGACCCAGCUCUGGUUCUCUCGAUGGAUUCUGGGAGCCAACAUCCUCCAGCGAUGCAGCUGACACUGAAGAAGAUUCCACGGAGGAUUCUGAUGGCGGACGUACGCCGGAUGUGCCAGAGUUACUAUAUGGUCAACUAAAACGCACUAAAUCAGAAUCCCGCAAGGAGAAGAAGCAGUAUUUCUCGCUUCCACGGAAAUCUAGCAUUUCUCGGGCGCCUACGCUCGCUUCUCCUGAGUCUGAUGUUGUUGCUGGCAGCCCGUCACCUCCUGUGGCGCUAGUUGCAUGGCGAGACCAACUGGCAGCUCAGAUUAACCAGUUCCAGCAGAACGUUAACCGAGCAUUCCCCAACCUUCCCAACUUACCAAAUCUACCAAACCUCCCAGCGUUACCUGCACUGCCUCAAAUGCCUACGCUGCCUCAGAUACCAACUCUUCCCCAGAUUCCGAAUCUUCCUGACUACCAAACUCACCCGAUGAUCCAACGUAUCAGCUCCCUUGUUCCACACAGGCCGACAACCGCCUGGUCUACCAAUAUCAUGAAGGAUGGCUGGGGUAGAUUGACUGGCAAUUCAUCUCCGCCAGCAUACGAGGAGCUAUAUCCCCAUGAAACCGACUCUGGCUACGCCGAGAAGAAAUCAUCAAUGGUCGAAGCUGCGCUGGAUGCUGCGGCAGACCAACACUUUGCGGAGACGGAAGUCUCGUCACAUGCUCAUGCUUCUUCCUCUAAGGAGGAGUUUGGUGAUGUGACCAUAGGCAGCAGGAAUAUCUCGAAGGUUCACCAGGAUCAGCUCAGAAAAGCACACGCACAGAAGAUGAAGAAAUUCCGCAGUGAUCGUAAUCUCUUCAUUAUCUGGAUUCCUCUCCUGAUAAUAAUUGUUGCGGCGAUGCUGAAAAACCUCAUUCCUGAUAUCUGGCAAGCCGUCUCAUACGGAUAUGAUCUUGUAAUGUCUCAUGUCAAUCCCCCGGUCUCUAACCGGAACAUUAUCGCUACUUAG